UCCUGAUGUUCCCGAUGUUGUGGAGUCAAAAGCCAGAGCCCAUUGUGUUCCUAUGCUGAAUAAUAAGCUGCCAGGCACACAGUUCCUUGCCCUGGAAGACAGUCCUGAAAAAGGAAAGGAAAGUAGAACCCUGCAGUGUGAAAUGAGGGAGACAAAGAUGCAGAGCAUAGAUAGUCAUCUCUUUUCGAGCCACCCCGUAACCAGAGAUGAGAGCGGUAAAGAGGAUGCUGUUCCUCAUCUUCUACCAGAGCAAGUGAAUGAGGUAGUAACAGAGGCAGAAUUGUCUGAUACUCAUUCCCAGCCAUCUCCAGCCAGUGCAGUCUGCGUCAGUGCUCACUUGGCUGGGAAACUACACAAGAAAGAAAUGCUGAGAGACCAGUUUUGUGCUGAAGAAGUCACCAGUGCAUCACAGUCCAGAGAAAGGGUGGAGGAGCAGGAGAAGAAUCAGAAGGAAGUGUUUAAUAGCUGUGAGGGUAUCAAGGAGGCAAAUAGUGAGCGACGACACCACUGUGAGGAGUGUGAUAAAACUUUUCUCCAGCUUUGCCACCUGAAGAAGCACCGGUUUGUACAUACUGAUCACAAACCAUUCCUGUGCCCAGAGUGUGGCAAGAGCUAUAGCUCAGAAGAGAGCUUCAAAGCACACACAUUGGGCCACAGAGGUGUACGGCCUUUCCCCUGCUCACAGUGCCACAAGACCUACGGCACCAAACGUGACCUGCAGGAACAUCAGGUGUUGCACACAGGCCAACGGCCUUUUGUCUGUCCAGAUUGCGGGAAAUCCUUUGCUCGCCGGCCUUCCCUUCGUAUUCAUCGCAAAACGCACCAAGCUAAGGAGCCAAACGCUUCUUCUGCAGCUGCCUGUCAGUGUGUGAUAUGUGGGCGACAACUGGCCAAUCCUGGAUCACUGCGCAACCACAUGAGGCUACACACAGGGGAACGUCCCUACACUUGCCCCUACUGCCCCAAGUCUUUCCGUCAGCAGGGCAAUUUGCGUGGGCAUCUUCGGCUUCAUACAGGGGAACGCCCAUACCGCUGUCACUUUUGUGGGGAUGCCUUCCCACAGCGCCCUGAGCUCCGCCGCCACCUGAUCUCCCACACAGGUGAGGCCCAUCUAUGCACAGUAUGUGGGAAAGCACUGCGUGACCCCCACACAUUGCGAGCUCAUGAGCGCCUGCACACAGGCGAGCGGCCUUUCCGCUGCCAUCUAUGUCCCAAAUCCUAUCCUCUAGCCACAAAGCUGCGGCGCCACCAGAAGGCUCACCAUGGUGACAAGCCCCACCAGUGUGGCAUUUGUGGUAUGGCUUAUGCUCUCCCCCGGAAUCUGCAGCACCAUCAGCUUGAACACAAAUCAAACCCAGGCAAGGAUGUAUUCAAGCCUUUCAUUAAGUGUCUGCAGGAGCUGCCAGAACAACCUAGAAUGCUGGUAGUGCACUCUGUGGACAUGGCAGCACCAGUGAACAAAGCAGAACUCAUCAUCGCCAAAGAUGGGCACUAUUUUGGAGCACAAGGGGACUCUGCCAGGCAGAAGGAUGUCGUUGAGAUCACACUCUCAGACGCUGAGGGAAAAUGCAUUAUUGUGCAGGAGCCGGGCUCCCCCAGCGGUAUGUUCAUUAUUCAGGAGGGUGUGGGUUUCAAUACAGUGGCUGAAGUGGUUGAAGUAGAAGUGGGGACGUGA
Molecule: messenger RNA, 1675 nt
Organism: Gekko japonicus
Lineage: Eukaryota; Metazoa; Chordata; Lepidosauria; Squamata; Gekkonidae
Product: zinc finger protein 408-like
Exons: 1
Coding region: 53-1675 (540 amino acids)
Biological process (GO): regulation of transcription by RNA polymerase II
Molecular function (GO): RNA polymerase II cis-regulatory region sequence-specific DNA binding; DNA-binding transcription factor activity
Source: RefSeq, a predicted model, not a curated record